Messenger RNA from Camellia sinensis, 975 nucleotides. The record is from RefSeq and is a predicted model, not a curated record. NCBI's taxonomy places the organism in Eukaryota, Viridiplantae, Streptophyta, Magnoliopsida, Ericales, Theaceae.
AUGACGGAUGAACCUGAAAGUAGUAGGCAGAAAGAGGUCAACAGUAAAAUUGACAAUCAAGUUGCUCCGGAUGGCAAGGAUGAUGUUGUCGAUGGGAAAGAAGAAGGGUUAGCUUCCCAAACCUAUGAUAGUUUACGAAUGCUUACUAAGGUUGAUGUUUUGCAAAUGAAAUUCAAUUCAGAGGAGGAUGCUUAUUCUUUCUACAAUGCAUACGCUAGGGUCAUCGGUUUUAGCGUACGAAGAAGUAGGAAACGAAUUUGUGGAGACAACAAAUUUGGGUUUGUUCAAGGGAAGGCGUUUGUAACAAGUGCAGACAAAGCUCAAGCAAAGGCCAUGCGCAAUGUGGGUAUGAGAACGAGUCAAAUCAUGGAUUUUAUGGUCCAUCAAUCAGGGGGUUAUGAGAAGGUGAACUUUAUUCACAGAGAUUUGCACAACCAGUUCCAAGCUGAGCGCAAAGUACAACUCGCAGAAGGGGAUGUAGAGGGUGCCUUAGGAUACUUAUCAGCUAAACUAGAUGCAGAUCCAUUAAUUUUUUUCAAGUACAACGUCGAUAAGGAUAACCGGUUGGACAAGAUUUUCUGGGUAGAUGGUAGGUCUCGGAUGGACUAUGCUGCAUUUGCUGAUGUAUUGGUAUUUGAUACAACUUAUCGUACAAAUCAGUAUAAGAAGCCAUUUGUGAUUCUAGCUGGCAUGAGUAACCAUUUUAUGACAAUCAUAUUUGGAUGUGCUUUGUUGCCUGAUGAGACAAUGGAGACAUACACGUGGGUGUUGGAAACGUUAAUGGAGGCCAUGGAUGGACAAAGACCCAUCUCUGUUGUAACAGAUGGUGAUAGGGCAAUGUGUCAGGCAAUCGAAAGAGUUAUUCCAAAUUGCAGACAUCGUUUAUGUUCUUGGCAUCUGGAGAAAAAUGCCUCAACAAAUGUCCACUAUAGCGACCCCGAUCUUUUCCCACUUGAUUAUUGUAUCCGGACUUAG